Molecule: messenger RNA, 1212 nt
Organism: Heterobilharzia americana
Lineage: Eukaryota; Metazoa; Platyhelminthes; Trematoda; Strigeidida; Schistosomatidae
Source: the annotation of a GenBank genome assembly
AUGGGCAAUACACCAACUCAUCAUAAAAGACGCUUUUCAGGAGAUGCUGAAGGCAGGCAGACAAUUAAUACACCACCAAAUGUCAACGUUAACAUUCCUCCAUCAAAGCGGAGAAAUAUGCAUAGUUUAACGAACUUAUCUCAGUCUGCUCCUGCUGAUUGUCUUGAUGAAAUGAUGUCAUCAACAACUGAUGAUAUGAAAGUGUAUGAUAAAAGCACAAUUUCAGUCGACGAAGCUACUUCAAUGUUACGUGCAGCAAGUCUUCGUGAACCCAUAAAUCUAGAUGAUAACAAUGAUAACAGCAAAUUUCGUCAUUUAUUACAACCUGAAAGAAUGUCGACAUCAAAAACUGUAGAUGAUAUUGAUGAAGAGGAUAAUUCUCUCGUUUACCAUUUUGAACGAUCCUCGGGUGCUGGUUUGUCGUGUUCUGCAGAUGAACGGAUUAUGUAUGGUGUUAAUCAUCCACAAACUGUUGAAACUAGAAGUUCAAUAGAUCGAGCAAAAACGUUACCGCCACAAAAGUUGUCGGACUUAAAACUUCCUACUGUUUUUCGUUGGAAUGGUGGCGGUAAAGAGAUAUAUAUUAGUGGAACCUUUAACAAGUGGAAGAAAAGAAUUCCUAUGGUCAGAAGAAACUCAGGAGCUUACGUAAUUAUUGACUGUCAGCCUGGCACUCAUGAAUACAAAUAUUUUAUUGAUGGAGCGUGGUAUCAUGAUCCAACUAAGCCAACUGUAGAUAAUGAAUAUGGUACGAAAAAUAAUGUUGUAUGCGUAAACCAAUCAGAUUUCGAUGUAUUGCAUGCACUGGAACGAGAUCAAGCGUCUAGUCGAAAACAUUCAGACAGUUCUGAUUCUAUUGAAGUGGAUCGUCUUGGUCAUUCACCACCAGGAGAAUACGGUCGUUUUAUGCCUGCCAAUUUGACUGAAUUACAACAGCGAUCAAAGUUUAAAGAUGAUCAUCAUCAACCAGUUGCUCCAGGUCUUGGUACAGUAACUCAACCACCCUUGCUCCCACCACAUUUGUUACAGGGAAUACUGAAUGUGGAUACCAACGCUCAUUGCGAUCCCAGUCUCCUUCCUCAACCAAAUCACGUAAUCGUCAACCAUCUUUACGCUCUUUCAAUAAAGGAUGGUGUUGUCGUCCUUAGUGUUAUAACUCGCUUCCGACAGAAGUUUGUAUCUACUCUAUUUUACAAACCAAUCGAGAAAUGA